UAAGGUCCCCCACCAUGACUCACGAAGGCGAGUACCAGUUUUCAAGAUUCGAUGAGCUUAUGUUACUUAAAUCUCUUAUGACAUUCCUGCUUGAUAUUGCCCUUACCAUCAAGACUAUCGUCGAUGUUUAUAAGAAUGAUACAUACCUUAAGGAACUUUACUUAUCCUGUUUCAUUAUCCCGAACAUUCUUGCUGGGAUAAAAUCACUUCACUGGUACUGGCUUCGGUAUUGCGGAAACGAACUAACGGAGGAGGAGAGGGCAAAGGAAGAGAAGAAAAAUAUUUGGAUCUUUCGCUUUGUCUUCUUCUUCUUCAGCCCAAUCCCCAGGUAAGAACGAGGAAGAGGAAGAGGAAGAAGAGUUAAAGAGGGAGUGAAGAGGGAGAAAGAGAGGGUAAUACAUAAGAAGGUGAGAAAGAGUGUGAUAGAUAAGAAGGAGAUAAAGAGGGUGAUAGAUAAGAGAGAGAUAAGAGGGGAUAGAAUAAAAGAGAAAUAGGAAAUGAGAGGGUGAUAGAGAGGUGAUAAAGAGGGUGAAAAGGUAAAUAAGAGGCAAGAAAUCAGGAGAAACAAAGAAGGUCUAGACAAUGUAUUAUGACGUAGAUACAAAGGCGAUUAAAUAAUGCUAUAGAUAAAAGUGUGAUGCUAUAAUGGUGUAGAAUCAGCGAUGGUGAAAUAAUGAUAUUCAUACAGGGUGUCAAGAGUAAGUGCGAGUGUGAUGACAGGAAAAUAACUUUCUUUACAACCUUAGUUCUUUGACGUUUUCUCAACCCAAAACUGUAUACAAGAAAACUCUCUCUUCUUUCAUUCUGAUACCCUCCCCCUCAAAAAAAAAAA
Penaeus indicus is the source of this 832-nucleotide messenger RNA. RefSeq lists its product as uncharacterized. The coding region runs from base 15 to 332 and encodes 105 amino acids. NCBI's taxonomy places the organism in Eukaryota, Metazoa, Arthropoda, Malacostraca, Decapoda, Penaeidae. The transcript has 3 exons. The record is from RefSeq and is a predicted model, not a curated record.